UUUUCGUCAUUAUUUUCCAUUGUCUUGAGUCUGAACUGUGUACGUGUAAACAUAUUAUAGAUUUAAGAUUUUUGUUAAAUUGAUUCCAGCCUAUUCUUCGUCUAUUUUCACGGAACAACUUAAUAAUGAGUUUAGGAAACUGAUGAUCUGAUGUCAUUUCAUAAAUAUGCUGUGGGUUCAAAACUUGAAUAUGUAUAAACUGCAUUUGUUAAAGCCUUGUGUUAGAUUUAACAUUUUAUUGAAUGCAAUUUUAGUCCUCUUAAUUAGUGUAAACUCUAUUUUCUUGCCGCCAAAUGAGAAUGAGCUAUUAGCUGUGGAGUGUGGUCAUUCUACUGAAAUGAAGAAUGGAAGAAAACAUCCGUGGGCGGUAUCUCUAAUGACAAAAGGGCGCAACAAAUUGGGUGGCAGUGUGAUUUCUCCUUUCCAUGUUCUUACAGUUGCACACGGAUUUGUUUUAUUCGACAAUAGUGGUGGCGGUCCUUGUGAAGUUACCGGAUAUAGACGUUUCAGCGAUUUGCAAAGCUCGUGGAGCGUUGCAUAUGGUUCGGACUGUAUUCGCGAAGAGGAAAAUGAUCCAGCAUGUUCCAAAGCAAAUAUUACACAUAGUCGUACUUAUACACACUUAGAAUGUAUUAAUGGACACGAUUGGGCAAUUGUUGAACUUGAAGAUCGAAUCAAAUUUUCUGAUGUAGUGCAACCGAUUUGUCUUCCUAUGAAGGGGCAACUUCCAGAGGAUGGUAAAAUUCUCACUGUGAGCAGCUGGGGAAGAAGGGAUGCUUUUCAUAAAGGUGAUAUUCUAAUUCGAGAGAUACCAAUGCGCCACGAUGCGGGAUGUAAGAAGAGGCCGUGGGCAGACAGGUUUAUAAAUCCUCUUACAAAUUUAUUUAGAAAGUUACUUAUAGGAUGCCAACUGACGUGUAGUGAGGAUUAUCUCUGUGCAAAGGCUCUGAACCCUAGAGAUUUUCGUACUUUGCGAACUUGCCACGGUGAUAGCGGAUCUGGUAUGGAAGAUUUACGUAAUUCAAAACGCGUCCAUUUAACAUCUGUCAGAAAUAUAGGGAUUCUCAACAACAAUAUGACACAUGAUUUAUCUAAGAAUGGAGAAACUGCUAUUUCUCGACAAAUAUUACAUUCUCCACUUGCUGUUCCUCAGCUGGAAUUUAUGCGUAGCUGGUCAAAUGCAAAAAAGAAACGACAACGUUUAAGGAGGAAUAUCAAAACAAAAAAAGAUUCAAGCACUUCAAUAAAUGACAAAAUAAUUUCAUCAGUAUCGAGUGAUGAUUCCUUAAAAGUUGGCAUGGUGGUAAAACCAUCAAGAGAUGUUGAACAAAAAGAGCUUAUUGGAAUCACUUCUUAUGGCUCGAGACAAUGUGCUUCAAAUGAGUUGGCUCGAUUCACUCGCGUUUCAAUUUAUCUAGUUAAAAUCUGUUCACUGACUGGCCUUUGUUACCCAUUAAAUCAUUAA
This is a messenger RNA of Meloidogyne enterolobii, 1465 nucleotides long. The record is from the annotation of a GenBank genome assembly. Lineage: Eukaryota; Metazoa; Nematoda; Chromadorea; Rhabditida; Meloidogynidae.